Ctenopharyngodon idella (grass carp) is the source of this 2301-nucleotide messenger RNA. It is a transcript of the gene hnrnpdl, whose product is annotated as heterogeneous nuclear ribonucleoprotein D-like. Gene Ontology annotation, molecular function: poly(A) binding; poly(G) binding. Gene Ontology annotation, biological process: regulation of gene expression. Lineage: Eukaryota; Metazoa; Chordata; Actinopteri; Cypriniformes; Xenocyprididae. The record is from RefSeq and is a predicted model, not a curated record. Bases 152 to 1051 code for a protein of 299 amino acids. Gene Ontology annotation, cellular component: nucleoplasm. The transcript has 8 exons.
UCGUGCAGACGGAUGGAUUUCGUCACUGAUCUCAGUCCGCCAUUUUAAUCAACGCGGCACUUUAUUCGUGUUGGAGUCUUUGACCUUUUAAAACCGCUGUAAUAUAUACUAUUAUAUAGUUAGUGUCGGAUCAAACUACACGUACUCCAAAAUGCAGGCCGAAGAACAAGGUGACUUCAGCACUGACGAGUUUCCAGAAGGCUCCAAAAUAAACGCGAGUAAAAACCAGGAGGAUGACGGUAGGAAAAUGUUCAUCGGUGGGCUCAGUUGGGACACCAGCAAGAAAGACCUUACUGACUACCUGUCCAAGUUUGGAGAAGUCCUGGACUGCACCAUCAAAACAGACCCCAUGACCGGCCGCUCCAGGGGCUUUGGUUUCGUGCUCUUCAGAGAUGCUGAGAGUGUUGAUAAGGUGUUAGAGCUGAAGGAGCACAAGCUGGAUGGCAAAUUGAUUGAUCCCAAGAGAGCCAAAGCAAUUAAGGGCAAGGAACCCCCCAAGAAGGUUUUUGUCGGAGGUCUAAGUCCAGACACAACUGAGGAACAGAUCCGGGAAUACUUUGGAGCUUAUGGGGAUAUUGAAAGCAUUGAGCUUCCCAUGGACACCAAAACAAACGAGAGGCGGGGAUUCUGCUUUGUGACAUACGUUUUAGAGGAUCCAGUUCAGAAACUGCUGGAGAACAGAUACCAUCAAAUUGGAUCAGGGAAGUGUGAAGUCAAAGUUGCCCAGCCUAAAGAAGUGUACAGACAGCAGCAGAACAGAGCGGACCGGGGCUUUGGAGGAGGACGAGGAGGAGGACGAGGAGGCCGUGGAAGAGGACAGGGCCAAGGCUAUAAUCAAGGAUACAACAGCUACUAUGGCCAGAACUAUGGAGGCUACGGCAACGGAUACAACCAGGGCUAUAAUGGCUAUUCUGGCUAUGACUAUUCAGGAUACAACUAUCCAAAUUAUGGCUAUGGACAAGGCUAUGAUGAUUACAAUGGUCAACAGAGCAGUUAUGGCAAGGCCUCACGAGAGGGCGGAAACCAUCAGAACAGCUACCAGCCGUAUUGAUGAAGUGGCUAAACACAUUCAUAUAAAUGCGGGGACUUCAUUGCAGGCCGUGUGUCACCUGACCACGACAUUCUCUGGGCGUCGCACAUAGCGGGCAGAGAGCACGGCAUGCACAAGAAAGCGCUGUCCUGUGGUAUGGUCUCUUCAAACUUCCUGUACCAGCGUAAAACAAACAAAAAGACAAAGGAGAUUCCCCCAUUUUCCUUAAGUUGUUGGUUUUUGUUAACAGUUAAAGUGUGUUUUUUCCAGGACUUUACUAAUGUAACCUAAAAGUGAUUCAUAACUGCUUUGUUGUAUUCUCUUUUUCAAUUGUAGUGCUCUUGUAUUUCAGUUGUGGAGCUUCAGUGAUUUUAUUUAUUUGUUUUCUUUGGUUUUUUUCCUUAAAACGGUCACCUCCCUUGUAAAUAAUUGCAUAAACUCUCUCAUAAUGCUUGCUUUUUCUUUAGAGGCCAUAGAGAACUUCAAAUGGGUACACCUCAAGGCUUUUUCUUAAACGUAGCUUUUAAAGAUCAUAUGUAAAGUGGGUUUACGAAGCCAUUAAAAGCUGACAAAUCUGUAUUAGACAGAUGAAACCAACUCAUGUAUUGGCUAAAUGCAAAUGACAUUGCGAUUUUCAGGUUAAGAUGUUUGGGCUCGCUCCUCGAAUGGUCAACCAGCCACUUGGAGCUGAAGCUUUUGCUGGCUUAUGAGCUGUUUUGUCAAUAUAAGACGUCGAACAUAUGAUCUUUAAUCUUUAAUGAUGAUUUUCCUAGUUUAAAAUCGACAGCUCAAGAAGUUAAACACUGAAACAUGGACGUGCUGUUUUUUGACACGUCCAAAUCGGAGUCAUUCAUCUUGUGUAUCUUCUCUUGUAGGUCGGCAGGCUGACUUCGACAUUGCUCCUCGGAGGCAGCUUGUGGAAUCCUGUCCUUAAACAACUAUUAAAAAUGUUAUUCGGUCCUCUGGGGACAAAUUCAGUGUCUGACCUUGUAAAUAGCGAGACGUUUUGUUUCCAAGUUUGUCUUAUUCUGUGCUUUGUUCAGACCGAACCUGUAGGUUUUGUGCUGUGUUCUUAAGUCUUGAUUAGGAAAAGUGUCCUUUAUUUUGUAUUUUAGUUCUUUUCCUUAAGUUUUUUGGAUAAAGGGAUUAAAAAAAUGGGAAAAAAUUUUGUUGUGCUGUUUUCAUUUUCUGAGUUAUACACUGCCUCUGCAUGCAGACUUUAACUGGAGUUGUAAUACAUACUUGUGUUAUAUAAAAAAUAUAUUAACUUA